AUGUUGUCUUCUCGGCUAUCGGCCUCUGUAAGCCGCAGUUGCUUCGUCAACUCUUUGAGAAACCCAGCCUCGACUUCUUCCUUCAAUGCCUGUCGCCAGGCUUUCGUUCGAUCAAGGCGAACCAAUUCUUUCAACUACAACACGCGUCAUGUCACAGCUUAUUCAAACAUCGCGUCCACGACUACACUAUCACCGCCCAAGUCUACUGACCACAGCGCCUCGGUCCUUCAGCAUGAAGCUGGUGUGGCUCAAGAGCCGCCUCCAAUUCGCUAUGAACCUCCCAAGUCGGGCUUUCUGUCAUAUCUGCCUACUUCGUUCGUGCCCUAUGCCGAGCUGAUCCGCAUCGACAAGCCGGUAGGCACUUACUACUUACUUUUUCCUUGUAUCUUCAGUACGCUUCUUGCUGCUCCCCUGGCAUCUCCCAUCACCGCCCCGUCAACAGUUCUGGCUACUUCUGCUCUAUUCGCUACUGGUGCACUGGUUAUGCGUGGCGCAGGCUGCACUAUCAAUGAUCUCUGGGACCGGAAUCUGGAUCCAAAAGUUGCUCGAACUCGGUUGAGGCCUAUCGCACGUGGCGCCAUCUCUCCAGAAGCUGCCAUCAUCUACACUGGCUGUCAACUCCUGACUGGUUUGGCCGUGCUCCUGCAAUUUCCUUUUGAAUGCUUCUUCUAUGCUACGCCCUCUUUGCUCUUGGUCUCGACAUAUCCCCUCGCAAAACGUGUAACGAACUACCCUCAAGCCGUUCUUGGUCUUACCUUCUCCUGGGGCGCCAUUAUGGGCUUUCCCGCUCUGGGCGUCGACCUCUUGUCAAACCAUGCCGCACUUACUGCUGCAGCAUGUUUGUACUCUUCAAACAUUGCAUGGACUAUCCUCUACGACAUGAUUUACGCGCACCAAGACAUCAAGGACGAUGCAAAGGCCGGUAUCAAAUCAAUUGCUCUUCGUCACGAAAAAAAUACCAAGGCAGUGCUCAGUGGCCUGGCAGUUGUUCAUACCGCUUUGCUGGCUGCUGCUGGAGCUGCAAUUGGAGCCGGCCCCAUAUACUAUAUUGGCACUUGCGGAGGAGCUCUGUUCACAACUGCAAACAUGAUCUGGAGAGUGCGUUUGAGUAGCGUGAAGAACUGCUGGUGGUGGUUCAGAAGCGGUUGCUGGAUGACUGGCGGUGCAAUUACUCUGGGCCUUACAGGAGAGUAUCUUGCACACUACCUCGGAUGGUACGAUAACGAAUCCCGCUGA
Molecule: messenger RNA, 1236 nt
Organism: Aureobasidium musti
Lineage: Eukaryota; Fungi; Ascomycota; Dothideomycetes; Dothideales; Saccotheciaceae
Source: the annotation of a GenBank genome assembly